Molecule: messenger RNA, 4365 nt
Organism: Cyprinodon variegatus (sheepshead minnow)
Lineage: Eukaryota; Metazoa; Chordata; Actinopteri; Cyprinodontiformes; Cyprinodontidae
Gene: thbs3a
Product: thrombospondin 3
Exons: 23
Coding region: 222-3083 (953 amino acids)
Biological process (GO): cell adhesion
Cellular component (GO): extracellular region
Molecular function (GO): heparin binding; calcium ion binding
Source: RefSeq, a predicted model, not a curated record
CCUGCAGGCUGAGCGCGCGCCUGUGGGUUUCCAGCUGUGAGCUCGUGCGGCUGACUGUUAGUUUCUGUUCGGUUCGUGUCGGACUGCUUCGUUCUUUGGUGCCUUUUUCUUUAGGUUCGGACCCAGCCUGUCCUCCCGGAAGCUGCGCUCUUUCCUCCGGACCCAAAGCUCAGGGUUCCUCGGUGGUUCUGGACCUUCAUCCAGGAGGCGCUGCGGCUCCAAUGAUGCGCUGGACUGUCCCGGUUCUGCUGACGGUUCUGUUCGCUCAGCUGUCGGCUGCUGAUCCAGACACCGGAGCGGAAGAUCAAGUGAUCGACGUGCUGAGCCUUCAUGACUCCAAGCAAAGCGUUGCAGCAGUGCAGAAGCUGUCAGGGAGUCUGAGCGCGCUCAGUGACAUCUACGUGGUGUCGACGUUCCGUCUGCCGGUGAAGAUGGGCGGAGUUCUGUUCGGACUCUACAGCAAACAGGACAACAGGAAGUACCUGGAGGUGGCCAUCAUGGGGAAGAUCAACAAAGUCCUGCUGCGGUACGUCAAGGCUGACGGGAAGAUCCACACUGUGAACCUGCAACACUCCAACCUGGCUGACGGACGCACUCACUCCAUCAUGGUGAGACUCGGUGGCCUCCGGCGCAGCAGCAUGCAGGUGGAGCUGUAUGCUGACUGCCGAUUGGUCGACUCCAGUGAGGGCGCGCCCCCAUUGGUUCCUCUACCCAGAGAGGCGGAGAUGGUGGAGAUCCGACACGGACAGAAGUCGUACAGCCGACUGCAGGGUGCUGUGGAGUCCCUCCGCCUGGCUCUAGGGGGCACCGUUGCUAGGGCGGGUGCUCUGACCGACUGUCCAUUCCAAGGAGACGCGUCAGCCUACAACUCAGUGAACGGCGAGCUCCAGUCCAUCCUAGGUGAACACACCAAGGCUCUGAUUGGUCAGCUCAUCAUCUUCAACCAGAUCCUUGGAGAACUGCGGCAGGACAUCAGAGAGCAGGUGAAGGAGAUGUCUCUGAUCAGGAACACCAUCCUGGAGUGUCAGGUUUGUGGAUUCCAUGAACCACAGUCCCGCUGCUCUCCAAACCCGUGCUUUAAAGGUGUCCCCUGCAUGGACAGCCUGCAGUACCCUGGCUUCACCUGCGGACCCUGUCCCCCUGGAACCACUGGUAAUGGGACGCACUGCAGGGACGUCGAUGAGUGUGAGCUGCAGCCAUGUCAUUCUCCUGAUGCCUGUGUGAACACCGUGGGGGGCUUCAGCUGCAAACCGUGUCCUCCGGGCCUGUGGGGGGCGCCGCUGGCUGGAACUGGACUGGACUACGCCAAGACACACAAACAGGAAUGUGUGGACAUCGAUGAGUGUGUGGAUCUUCCUAAUGCCUGCGCAUCAAACUCUGUCUGCAUCAACACUGUGGGUUCUUACAAAUGCGGAGGCUGUAAACCCGGUUUCUUCGGCAACCAGACAUCAGGCUGCUUCCCCAGGAAGUCGUGUGCUUCUUUGACCUUUGACCCUUGUGACACUAACGCCCACUGCGCCAUGGAGAGGAAUGGAGAGGUUUCCUGCAGAUGUAACGUGGGCUGGGCCGGGAAUGGACACACCUGUGGGAUGGACACGGACAUCGAUGGUUACCCCGACCGCUCUCUGCCCUGCAUGGACAACCACAAACACUGUAAACAGGACAACUGUGUCUUCACCCCAAACUCAGGGCAGGAGGACGCCGACAACGACGGGAUCGGAGACCAGUGCGACGAGGACGCGGACGGGGACGGCAUCAAGAACAUUGAGGACAACUGCCGUCUGGUCCCCAACAAAGACCAGCGGAACUCGGACAGCGACUCCUUUGGAGACUCGUGUGAUAACUGUCCCACCGUCCCCAACAGCGACCAGAAGGACACGGACAACAACGGACAGGGAGACGCCUGCGAUCAGGACAUCGAUGGAGAUGGCAUUCCCAACGUUCUGGAUAACUGUCCCAAGGUUCCCAACCCCAUGCAGACCGAUAGAGACCGAGACGGAGUUGGAGACGCCUGCGACAGCUGCCCUGAACUCAGCAACCCCAUGCAGACGGACGUGGACAACGACCUGGUGGGAGACGUCUGUGACACCAACCUGGACACGGACGGAGACGGCCACCAGGACAGCAGAGACAACUGUCCCGAUAUUCCCAACAGCUCCCAGCUGGACUCAGACAACGAUGGCCUCGGGGACGACUGCGACCACGACGACGACAACGACGGCGUCAUUGACGACUACGACAACUGCAGACUGAUCAUCAACCCCAACCAGAAAGACUCUGAUGCUAACGGAGUCGGAGACGUCUGUGAGAACGACUUUGACAACGACGCGGUGAUGGACCUGAUCGAUGUGUGUCCAGAGAGCGCCGAGGUCACGCUGACGGAUUUCAGAGCCUAUCAGACGGUGAUCCUGGACCCGGAAGGCGACGCUCAGAUCGACCCCAACUGGGUGGUUCUGAACCAGGGCAUGGAGAUCGUUCAGACCAUGAACAGUGAUCCUGGUUUAGCUGUUGGCUACACGGCGUUUAAUGGCGUCGACUUUGAGGGAACAUUCCACGUCAACACGGUGACGGACGACGACUACGCCGGCUUCAUCUUUGGCUACCAGGACUCCUCCAGCUUCUACGUGGUGAUGUGGAAGCAGACGGAGCAGGCGUACUGGCAGUCCCUCCCCUUCAGGGCCACGGCGCAGCCCGCCCUGCAGCUCAAGGCUGUGAAGUCCCGAACCGGGCCGGGCGAGUACCUGAGGAACGCUCUGUGGCACACUGGGGACACACCUGGAGAGGUGAAGAUGCUCUGGAAGGACCCCCGAAACAUCGGCUGGAAGGACAGAACCUCGUACCGCUGGCAGCUGAGCCACCGGCCGCAGGUGGGAUACAUCAGGGUGAAGUUCUUUGAGGGAACUAACAUGGUGGCGGACUCUGGCGUGGUCAUCGACACCACGAUGAGAGGAGGAAGGCUGGGCGUGUUCUGCUUCUCCCAGGAGAACAUCAUCUGGUCCAACCUGCGCUACAGAUGUAACGACACGGUGCCAGAAGACUUUGCAGCUCGUCGACAGCAGGUUCUGAUGCACAUCCAGGUCUGAGUUCAACAGAAGGACUGUUCGCAGACGCAGACGCCGUCAGAGAGCCGAGCGUCUGCGGAUCCAUGUUAGUCUGAGCAGAAGUUGGGCUGAUUGAGUGAAAGUGUUUGGAAGCUGAUGAGACGCAGAAACCAUCCAUCACAGCAAAGUUUGAUCGUUUCCAUGAACCAACCAGGAUCUGCUUCUUAACAUGAUGGUUUCCACCAUGUUUGCUUCUGUCCUGAUGAGCAUCAGCUGUUUUAGAAAGAAGCUUCAGCCUGUUUGUUUUCCAGGCAGAGGUUUUAACGCUGCGCCGACGCUCAUCCGCAUUGUCUCCUUUAACGAACUCUAAAUAAAAACACGCUCUGCUCGGUGCGGCUCCGGCGCUCUGAGGAUUUUAUUCUAUAAAAUCAUCCUUAAGGCUCUACGGGAACAUCCAGUUAAUUUUACACUAUUUACUUCACUAUCAGAAUGUGUUUUUUAUUCUUUAUUUUUAGUCAAAUGAAGAUUUAAGCUUUUUUAUUAUCCAGUAACUUAUUUUUCAGAAAUAAGCUCUGCUUGCUGUUUGUCUGGAAAACGCUGCUCUCUUGUGUUUUGAUGACUUCUAGCAUCUCUAGUUCUGUCUCAGUGGGGCGUUCAGGGCGGUCAGAGAUGAUUUACCGGAGCAGUUUUUCUGUCAGUGAACGCAUCACUCUCUAAAUAUUCUAACCAAAUAAUGCAUCCCAGCCGUCCUCUGCUGUCAGAUAUGGUAUUUACUGAGACCGCCAUGAUGGAGGCUUAAUGUUUGUGCAUCGCUACAUUAAAGGCAACCUAAACCCAAAACGUUUCAGUUUUCUUCCAGAACGGCGGACCUUGUAGAGUCCGGAUGUUUCCUGCUGCAGGUACGGAACGCUGGGAGUUUGAUGGGAACAGACUGAUGUCAGACGCUCUUAGCCUGAACCGUUACACCGACCUGUUGUCUGGGUUUAGCCUGCAGGAUGCAGCACCGACCGUUUGCUUCUCUCCUCCUGAUGAGCAUCAUCUGCAGGGACAGUUCAGCAGUAAAGACGGAGACCAACACGUCCUCCUUAAAGCAGCACUAACUUCCUGUUGAUGUAAACCACAGAAACUCAUUUAUUAUCAGCAUAAAACUGCAGCUGAUGGAGAAUCGGGUUCCUACCGCCAGACAGAGUUUGAACUUUUCCUAAAGCCAAACGUUCACCGUGUUAAAAAAGGCAACAUGCUGGUAGGAGAAAACUUUCUUUCCAAAUAAAUUAGAAUCUGAGAAGGUUUAAAAUUCUGACAGACGAGGAGAAGAAGACUGACC